AUUCCAUCAUAUUAUUGAUUGUGCAAGAAGAAAUGCUCUAAUUACUAUUAUCAUCUUAGUGGGUGCCCUCUGGAUUGCAUCCCCUUUCCAUAGUUGGACUGGCGACUCCUAAGAUCUGAUGCAUAGCAAAAAAUUGUAAAAACUGUACCAAAGUGUGGUUAAUCACAAGCUGCUUGUUUGCAUGUCAUCUUAACUAGACUCAUGACCCUCGAUUCACAAGCAUGGCUUGAGGAACAUGCUAACAAUAUAAUAAUGCCGAAUUCAGAAGGCUUUUUGUUCACGUAAUAUGGGACAUUUGGUUCUUGUUUGGCCGCUCACUUAUGCUGAGAAGACAUCACUGGACUUUGUACUGUUUUCUGCUGCUGUGCAUGAAAGAAAUUAAGGGUAGCAUGAGUGAGGGCCACUCUUCACAAGGCAAUAGGGCUAGGAAAACAGAGAGCCAUAGAGUGCACUACCAUAAGGAUGUCAUGCCAGGGAGUGAGCUAUGGACUGAUGGACUUAUUUGUGCUUUUGAGUUUGUUAGAGAAGACAAGAAACUUGGACCAAAAUAUUCUACCAAAGGUUUACCACCUAAUGAAAUAGUUAAAGGGCCAGUGUGUGCUUAUAGAUUGGCUGAGGCUCCUGUUCAAAGUACCAACAGGGACGGUUUGCUGGAUUCUACCUCUCUUGUUGAGUCGAGAGAACAGGAGAUUUCUCCUGCAGAUGGCAAGAUGGAUAACCAAAGCUCUCCCGGACAGAAGCUUCAUAAUUUGGAAAGAAUUGGAGGAAGCCAUUGGAUGCCUAUUGGUUGGGCUAGGAUUUCUGAACUUGUCCAAACUGUUCAAGCAGAUUUUGGAUGGUCCACCCAGCAGUUUGAUCUCAUUGAUGAUGAAGAUGAUCUCACUGUUGCGGAUUUAGCCGUUCCCUACUGGGAGCGUCCAGCUGGACCUAUCUGGUGGUGCCAUGUGACUGCUGGUCAUCCUUCUGUAGAUACAUGGCUCAGUAAUGCCCCGUGGUUACAUCCCGCAAUAAGUCUUGCUUUAAGAGAUAAAGGUCGGCUAAUAAGUGAAAAGAUGAAACACCUCUUGUAUGAGGUCCCAGUAAGGGUGGCUGGAGGGCUAUUAUUUGAGCUGUUGGGCCAAUCUGCUGGUGAUCCAUAUGUUAAUGAAGAUGACAUCCCUGUUGUUAUUCGUUCUUGGCAAGCACGGAACUUUUUAAUAACGGUUUUGCACGUGAAAGGAUCAGCAAAAAACCUCAAUGUUUUGGGUAUCACAGAAGUUCAGGAACAACUUCUUGCUGGUGGCUAUAAUGCACCACGGACUGUACAUGAAGUCAUUGCGCAUUUAGCUAGCCGCCUUGCUAGGUGGGAUGACAGAUUGUUUCGGAAAUUGAUAUUUGGUGCAGCAGAUGAAGUGGAAUUGAAGUUCGUUAACAGGAGGAACAAGGAAGAUCUGAGUCUCUUAGUAAUAAUUCUCAACCAGGAAAUCAGAAGAUUAUCAAGACAGGUUAUCAGAGUAAAAUGGUCUCUUCAUGCUAGGGAAGAGAUUGUUUUUGAACUUCAGCAGCAUUUGAGAGGAAAUACAACUAGAAUUCUCCUUGAAGGAAUAAGAAAGAGUACGAGGGAAAUGAUUGAAGAGCAAGAAGCAGUUCGUGGACGCUUAUUUACUAUUCAAGAUGUCAUGCAGAGCAAUCUCCGCGCAUGGUUGCAGGAUAAGAGCCUCAGAGUUUCUCAUAAUUUGGCCGUCUUUGGUGGAUGUGGCCUUGUUCUUACAAUCAUCACUGGUCUUUUUGGAAUCAACUUGGACGGGAUCCCUGGAGGUCAAAACACGCCAUAUGCGUUCGGUCUAUUCUCAGUGCUCCUUGUCAUCAUAGGCGUCGUGCUAAUUGCUGUUGGGUUGCUAUACCUUGGGUUAAAAAAGCCUAUCAGUGAAGAACAGGUCGAAAUUAGGAAACUCGAAUUGCAGGAGCUGGUCAACAUGUUCCAACAUGAGGCUGAGACUCACGCACAGGUUCAUAAGCAUCUCUCUCGGCAUAACUUGCCCCCAACAGCUGGUGAUAAGUUGAUUGAAGAUGCAAAUUAUGUUCUUGUACAAUGACUUCAAAAGCCCUCGAAACCAUUCAUUGGUUAAAAUAACUGUAGUUGUAGGAUAAUCAAGAUAUCAAUGGUCAACGACUGCAAACGUUCAACUUUAUUGGUGCCCAUUCACUUCUCGA
Solanum dulcamara is the source of this 2193-nucleotide messenger RNA. RefSeq lists its product as uncharacterized. NCBI's taxonomy places the organism in Eukaryota, Viridiplantae, Streptophyta, Magnoliopsida, Solanales, Solanaceae. Gene Ontology annotation, biological process: transmembrane transport; metal ion transport. Bases 321 to 2075 code for a protein of 584 amino acids. Gene Ontology annotation, cellular component: membrane. The transcript has 8 exons. The record is from RefSeq and is a predicted model, not a curated record. Gene Ontology annotation, molecular function: metal ion transmembrane transporter activity.